Rhizopus microsporus ATCC 52813 is the source of this 1293-nucleotide messenger RNA. Its product is annotated as clathrin adaptor, mu subunit. Bases 1 to 1293 code for a protein of 430 amino acids. Gene Ontology annotation, cellular component: AP-2 adaptor complex; cytoplasmic vesicle. The record is from RefSeq and is a predicted model, not a curated record. The transcript has 6 exons. Gene Ontology annotation, molecular function: clathrin-cargo adaptor activity. Lineage: Eukaryota; Fungi; Mucoromycota; Mucoromycetes; Mucorales; Rhizopodaceae. Gene Ontology annotation, biological process: intracellular protein transport; clathrin-dependent endocytosis.
AUGAUUAGUGCUUUUUUUAUUUACAAUCAAAAAGGAGAAGUGCUCAUUUCGAGACUUUAUAGACAUGACUUGAGACGUUCAGUGGCAGAUAUAUUUCGUAUUCAGGUCAUUUCCAACACGGACGUACGUUCACCCAUUGUCACUAUUGGUUCUACUACCUUCUUUCAUGUCCGUCACGAAAACUUGUAUAUUGUAGCUGUCUCCAAAUGGAAUACCAAUGCUGCCCUUGUCUUUGAGUUUUGUUAUCGUGUUGUCAAUAUCGGACGAGGCUAUUUUGGAAAGUUUGAUGAAGAAGCGGUCAAAAAUAACUUUGUGUUGAUCUACGAACUUUUGGAUGAAAUCCUUGAUUUUGGAUAUCCUCAGAACAGUGAGACAGAUACAUUAAAGAUGUACAUCACGACAGAGGGAGUAAAGUCGGAAAAGGCAAUGGUUGAAGAUUCGAGUCGGAUUACGAUUCAAGCAACGGGAGCUAUUUCAUGGAGACGAAAUGAUAUCAAAUACAGAAAGAAUGAAGCAUUUAUUGAUGUUAUCGAAAGCGUCAAUCUGUUGAUCAGCAAUACUGGUACUAUCUUACGAGCUGAUGUCGCAGGUCAGAUUUUGAUGAGAGCUUAUCUUUCGGGCACUCCUGAAUGUAAAUUCGGAUUAAAUGACAAGCUGGUAUUAGAUAAAGAUACAGUCAAUAGAAAUAUGGGCGCUCGACGAACAAAUACAGUAGAAAUUGAUGACUGUCAAUUCCAUCAAUGCGUUAAACUGGGCAAGUUUGAUACAGAUAGAACCAUUAGCUUUAUACCACCUGAUGGCGAGUUUGAAUUGAUGAAAUAUCGUACAACAGAAAAUGUGAAUCUUCCAUUCAAGGUACAUCCUGUCGUGACGGAAAUUGGCAAGACUCGAGUGGAAUAUAAUAUCAACGUCAAGGCUAAUUUCUCACCUAAACUUUAUGCAAAUAAUGUUGUACUCAAGAUACCGACGCCAUUGAACUCUGCUAAAGUAGAAGUCAAAGUAGGCGCAGGUGGAAAAGCGAAAUAUAACCCAGCUGAGAAUUGCAUUAUCUGGAAAAUACCUCGUUUCCAAGGUCAAGCAGAGUUUACUUUGAGUGGUGAAGCAGAAUUAUCAGCUACAACACAUAAACGAGUUUGGUCAAGGCCGCCUAUAUCCAUGGACUUUCAAGUCCUUAUGUUUACUUCUUCGGGAUUACUUGUUCGAUUUUUGAAAGUGUUUGAAAAGAGUGGAUACCAAUCUGUUAAAUGGGUUCGAUACAUGACAAAGGCUGGAUCCUAUCAGAUUAGAUUUUAA